Galeopterus variegatus (Sunda flying lemur) is the source of this 4000-nucleotide messenger RNA. RefSeq names its product nardilysin (N-arginine dibasic convertase) (gene NRDC). The record is from RefSeq and is a predicted model, not a curated record. NCBI's taxonomy places the organism in Eukaryota, Metazoa, Chordata, Mammalia, Dermoptera, Cynocephalidae. The transcript is spliced from 32 exons. Gene Ontology annotation, molecular function: metal ion binding; metalloendopeptidase activity. Bases 148 to 3648 code for a protein of 1166 amino acids. Gene Ontology annotation, biological process: proteolysis.
AGUAGGGGUUCAGGCCUGUCCUCCCCAGCGGCUGCGGCAGCACCAACGCCGGCCGCCACCGCCUCUGGAACGCGGAGGAGGAGGAGUGGUUCGAGGAGGAGGAGGUGGGCCCUGGGGAGCGGGAUGCCCAUCGCUCCAGCUUGGUGAAUGCUGAGGAGAGUCACGAUUGCUGCAGUCUGUUCUACCCGCAGGAAGUUGUGGUGUGAGGUCGGACGGGAGCUCGCGGCGCUGUGGAGUAUCGAAGUGCGGGGUCGGUGCGAAGACUCUGCUGCUGCCAGACCCUUUCCUACCCUGACCAUGCCUGGAAGGAACAAGGCGAAGUCUACCUGCAGCUGCCCUGAUCUGCAGCCCAAUGGACAGGAUUUGGGCGAGAGCGGCCGGGUUGCCCGUGUGGGAGCGGAUGAAUCUGAGGAGGAGGGACGGAGGGGGUCUCUCGGUAAUGCCGGAGACCCUGAGAUUAUCAAGUCUCCCAGCGACCCCAAGCAAUACCGAUACAUCAAAUUACGGAAUGGCUUGCAGGCACUUUUGAUUUCAGACCUAAGUAACAUGGAAGGUAAAACAGGAAGUGCAACAGAUGAUGAAGAAGAGGAUGAGGAGGAGGAGGAAGAAGAAGAUGAUGAUGAUGAUGAAGAUUCUGGAGCCGAAAUAGAAGAUGAUGAUGAAGAAGGUUUUGAUGAUGAAGAUGAGUUUGAUGAUGAAGAUGAACGUGAAGAUGAUGAUCUUGAUACUGAAGAUAAUGAACUAGAGGAAUUAGAAGAGAGGGCAGAAGCUAGAAAGAAAACCACUGAAAAACAGCAAUCGCAGAGCCUGUUUUUGCUGUGGUCAAAGCUGACUGAUAGACUGUGGUUUAAGUCAACUUAUUCAAAAAUGUCUUCAACCCUGCUGGUCAAGACAAGAAAUCUUUAUGGGGUAGUUGGAGCUGAAAGCAGGUCUGCACGUGUUCAGCAUUUGGCAGGAUGGCAAGUGGAGGAGCAGCAGGGUGAAACUGACACAGUUCUGUCUGCAGCGGCUCUUUGUGUUGGAGUUGGGAGUUUUGCUGAUCCAGAUGACCUGCCUGGGCUGGCACACUUUUUGGAGCACAUGGUAUUCAUGGGUAGUUUGAAAUAUCCAGAUGAAAAUGGGUUUGAUGCCUUCCUGAAGAAACAUGGGGGUAGCGAUAAUGCCUCAACUGAUUGUGAACGUACGGUCUUUCAGUUUGAUGUCCAGAGAAAAUACUUCAAGGAAGCCUUGGAUAGAUGGGCCCAGUUCUUCAUCCAUCCACUAAUGAUCAGAGAUGCAAUUGACCGUGAAGUUGAAGCUGUUGAUAGUGAAUAUCAACUUGCAAGACCUUCUGAUGCAAACAGAAAGGAAAUGUUAUUUGGAAGCCUUGCUAGACCUGGACAUCCUAUGGGGAAAUUUUUUUGGGCCUGUGGGUUACCCAAACCAAACUUUGGCCAUUUGACGGAUCCAUUUGACACACCAGCAUUUAACAAACUUUAUAGAGUUGUUCCAAUCAGAAAAAUUCAUGCUCUGACCAUCACAUGGGCACUUCCCCCUCAACAGCAACAUUACAGGGUGAAACCACUUCAUUAUAUCUCCUGGCUGGUUGGACAUGAAGGCAAAGGCAGCAUUCUUUCUUACCUUAGAAAAAAGUGCUGGGCUCUUGCACUGUUUGGUGGAAAUGGUGAGACAGGAUUUGAGCAAAAUUCUACUUAUUCAGUGUUCAGCAUUUCUAUUACAUUGACUGAUGAGGGUUAUGAACAUUUCUAUGAGGUUGCUCAUACUGUCUUUCAGUAUUUAAAAAUGCUUCAGAAGUUAGGCCCAGAAAAAAGAAUUUUUGAAGAGAUUCAGAAAAUUGAGGAUAAUGAAUUUCAUUACCAAGAACAGACAGAUCCAGUUGAGUAUGUGGAAAACAUGUGUGAAAACAUGCAACUGUAUCCACUGCAGGACUUUCUCACUGGAGACCAGCUUCUUUUUGAAUACAAACCAGAAGUCAUUGCUGAAGCCCUUCAUCAGUUAGUUCCUCAAAAAGCAAAUCUUGUUCUACUGUCUGGUGCUAAUGAAGGAAAAUGUGACCUCAAGGAGAAAUGGUUUGGGACUCAGUAUAGUAUAGAAGAUGUUGAAAACUCUUGGGCCGAACUCUGGAAGAGUAAUUUUGAAUUAAAUCCAGAUCUUCAUCUUCCAGCUGAAAACAAGUACAUAGCCACGGACUUUACGUUAAAGGCUUUUGAUUGCCCUGAAACAGAAUACCCUGUUAAAAUUGUGAACACUCCACAAGGUUGCCUGUGGUAUAAGAAAGACAACAAAUUCAAAAUCCCCAAAGCAUAUAUACGUUUCCAUCUGAUCUCACCUUUGAUACAGAAGUCUGCAACAAAUGUGGUCCUCUUUGAUAUCUUUGUCAACAUCCUUACUCAUAACCUUGCGGAACCAGCUUAUGAAGCAGAUGUGGCACAACUGGAGUAUAAACUGGUAGCUGGAGAACAUGGUUUAAUUAUUCGAGUGAAAGGAUUCAACCAUAAACUACCUCUACUGUUUCAGCUCAUUAUUGACUACCUAACUGAGUUCAAUUCCACACCAGCUGUCUUUACAAUGAUAACUGAGCAGUUGAAGAAGACCUACUUUAACAUCCUCAUCAAGCCUGAGACUCUGGCCAAAGACGUGCGGCUUUUAAUCCUGGAAUAUGCCCGUUGGUCUAUGAUUGACAAGUACCGGGCUUUGAUGGAUGGCCUUUCCCUUGAGUCUCUGCUGAACUUCAUCAAAGAGUUCAAAUCCCAGCUCUUUGUUGAGGGCCUGGUGCAAGGGAAUGUCACAAGCACAGAAUCUAUGGAUUUCCUAAAAUACGUUGUUGACAAGCUAAACUUCAUGCCUCUGGAGCAGGAGAUGCCUGUGCAGUUCCAGGUGGUAGAGCUGCCCAAUGGCCACCACCUGUGCAAAGUGAGAGCUCUGAACAAGGGUGAUGCCAACUCCGAAGUCACUGUGUACUACCAGUCAGGUACCAGGAGUCUGAGAGAAUAUACUCUUAUGGAGCUGCUUGUGAUGCAUAUGGAAGAGCCUUGUUUUGACUUCCUGCGAACCAAGCAGACCCUUGGGUACCAUGUCUACCCUACCUGUAGGAACACAUCUGGGAUUCUAGGAUUCUCUGUCACCGUGGGGACUCAGGCAACCAAAUACAACUCUGAAGUUGUUGAUAAGAAGAUAGAAGAGUUUCUUUCUAGCUUUGAGGAGAAGAUUGAGAAUCUCACUGAAGAUGCAUUCAACACUCAGGUCACAGCUCUGAUUAAGCUGAAGGAGUGUGAGGAUACCCACCUUGGGGAAGAGGUGGAUAGGAACUGGAAUGAAGUGGUAACACAACAGUAUCUCUUUGACCGCCUUGCCCAUGAGAUUGAAGCACUGAAAUCAUUCUCAAAAUCAGACCUGGUCAACUGGUUCAAGGCACAUAGAGGACCAAGAAGUAAAAUGCUCAGUGUUCAUGUUGUUGGUUAUGGGAAAUAUGAGCUGGAAGAGGAUGGUACCCCUUCUGCUGAGGAUUCAAAUUCUUCUUGUGAAGUGAUGCAGCUAACCUACCUACCAACCUCUCCUCUGCUGGUAGAAUGUACCAUCCCCAUUACUGAUAUCAGGGCUUUCUCAUCAACACUCAGCCUUCUCCCCUACCAUAAGAUAGUCAAAUAAACUGCAGUCUUACUGGCCUGAAGCAGUGUGUAUUUAAAAAUGUGUUUGAAUUUUACAGAGUUACACUACUACUGCCUUAGGGCUUUCAUGAAUUUUUGCACUGGCAUCAUAGAAUUUGAUUUACUUUUUAUUCCUCCUCUAUUGAGACUAACCAACCCAGGGUUACUGUAGCAGCUUGUAGCACCAGUUUGGGAAGUCCUGGCCUGUGUUCUCUCAGGAUGUAAAUUCACGUUUUGAGAGGCCCUAUGUAACCAAUGUGUUAUUAGUACCUAAAUGCUAGGUACUAACACGUGUUUUUGGUUUUUUAAUGUAUUUUUAAAUAAAGAUAGUUCUGUAUUUCCCUUCAGAAUGA